AUGCAUGAAGAGCAAGAUGAGAUGAUGGGUGAGAAAGGGUGCGAGAGCUGCAAGAAGUGGCAGGAGCACUACUACUGGGAGCACAUGGAUGCGAGCAAGACCAAGUUCUUCAAGCUCAUGACACAAGAUUCCCAGCAGCGCAUUCGCAUACCGGACAAAUUUGCGAGCAAUUUCAUCAGGCAGAUGCAGAACCCACAGGGAUUUGACCUGAAAGCAACAAGCGGCGAAACAUGGCAUGUGGGUGUUACCAAGGUUGCCAAUGGCCUGUUCUUCAGUUCAGGAUGGGGAGAUUUUGUCAAGGCUCAUGAACUGCAGGAGAAUGACCUCCUGGUCUUCACAUUCAGCGGCAACUCCUCUUUUGAGGUUCUCGUCUUCGAUGCGACCGGCUGCGAGAAACUAUCUUCUCUCUUCGCUGGCGCUGGCAUGCGCAAACAUUUUCAUGGUAUGGUGGGUCAACAGGUUGAGCAAUACUCUCUAAGUGAUGAUUCUGAUUCUGAUUCUGAUGAUGACGACGGCGAGGAGGAUGACGAUGAUGAUACAAGUGUGCCGUGUCAGCUGAUUGAGUCCCGUCAGAAUGUCUCCACUUUAAGGAAAUUCAGUAGCAGAACCAAACCAAGGAAAGAGCUUCUUCCUGGAUCACCAAACUGUAGCAGCUCAUGUGAUGUUAAGCAUGAGGAAACUGAUGAAGAGGAGAGUGAUGACGACACAUAUGCUGACUUCGACUACUGCUACUCGAGGGCUGCAAAGCAACUACCCGACGACGAAAAAAGUGAAAUAAUCGGGCUGGCUUCGAUCCAACCGGGCAAUCCAGCAUUCAUGACAGUUCUUCUGAGGGCCCACCUGCAACACAAGAACAACUUUCUGGUCAUCCCCAGUAAAUUUGUACACGAACAUCUUCACAUGAGAUCACAUGAGGUUGUGCUCCUCAGGCCAAACAGAGAAGAGAGGUGGCAUGUCAGGUACUACCAGGGGAGCUCCAGCAGAGGCUUCAGGGGCCAACCCUGGGCCAAGUUCGUCCGUGACAACGAACUGCACGAGGGGGAUGUCUGCGUCUUCGAGCUGAUCAAAGGCGUGAGGAAUGAGAAGAAGGCGGCGAGGACGACGAUGACCGUCCAUGUUGUCAGGAGGAGGAGGUCCAACGGUCGGUUUGCCUUAGUGGGCUAA
Messenger RNA from Triticum turgidum subsp. durum (durum wheat), 1164 nucleotides. Lineage: Eukaryota; Viridiplantae; Streptophyta; Magnoliopsida; Poales; Poaceae. The record is from the annotation of a GenBank genome assembly.